This is a messenger RNA of Cherax quadricarinatus, 1653 nucleotides long. Its product is annotated as eukaryotic translation initiation factor 4E-1A-like. Gene Ontology annotation, biological process: translational initiation. The record is from RefSeq and is a predicted model, not a curated record. Gene Ontology annotation, molecular function: RNA 7-methylguanosine cap binding; translation initiation factor activity. Lineage: Eukaryota; Metazoa; Arthropoda; Malacostraca; Decapoda; Parastacidae. Gene Ontology annotation, cellular component: cytoplasm; eukaryotic translation initiation factor 4F complex.
UGGGUAGGACACCACCGCGGAGACUUCAACCAUGAAUGACCACCAAGAGCAACAGAGUGAGGAGGAGGGGGAGGAGAUGGAGAUGACACAGCUGGGUGUUUCAAGAUCAUUUAAACAUCCUCUCAGAUGCAAAUGGACAAUGUGGUUUUUCAAGAUAGAGCCUAACCUACCAUGGGAAGACUGUCAGAAGGAAGUAACCAGCUUUAACACUGUUGAGGACUUUUGGUCACUGUAUAAUCACAUUGAACCUCCAUCACGGUUGAAACCAGGGCGUGAUUACUCUUUGUUUAAGGAAGGAAUCAAACCUAUGUGGGAAGAUGAGCGAAAUUGUAAAGGAGGACGCUGGCUUGUCACUAUCAACAAGCAGCAACGUUCUACAGAACUAGAAAUAUUGUGGUUGGAAAUUCUAAUGUUAAUGAUUGGAGAAAAUUUUGAAGAUCAUAAUGAAGAAAUUUGUGGCGCUGUUGUAAAUAUACGCAACAAAGGAGACAAGAUAGGUGUAUGGACUGCCAAUUCUAAGAAUAAAUGUGGCAUUCUUAAGAUUGGUGAGAUUUGCAAAUCUGCAAUGAAACUGAACUCGACCCAAACUAUUACCUAUCAAGCACAUUCUGCCCAACAAAAAAAGGGCUCAGAUGUACGCAGCAUGUAUACUAUUUGAAAAGAAGAAAUGAGUGUACCAUGCUAAAGGAAGUCCUCCAUGUGCAACUCCUGCCAUGUCAAGGGAUAUCAAGGUUUGCAUGUGUGCAAAAUCAAUAAAAUCUUGUUCCUAUUAAUGUAAGUAGGUAAAGUAUUAUGAAAUUUGUUUUAUUUUUGUAUUUAUAAAGCUGUUUAUACAUGUAUUACAUUAUAAACUUGUCAGAUUUUUAUGUACAAAGUUAGUAUAUAAGUCAGGGAUUUACAUUAACUUAUUUAUGGAAGAAGGUAUUAUAAAAUUGUGAUGUUUGUUGCAUAUUUCAACAUCAAACUGUUUCACCUAAUUGUAUUUUGACUAUUUUUAAUUAUGCAGUGUUACCCUAAUGUAUUUGUUUUAUUUCUUAAAAUCUAGGUAGAGUACUGUAUUAAUACUGUACAAGAGAAUGGAACUUAGUCAAAACAGCUACCCCUUUAUUUUUUUUAUUGCUGGGUGUAGGUAAUACAGCUGUGUUAUAUAUAAUGGUUAUUUAGGUAACUGAAGUUUGCAAUAAAAGAAUCACUGAGUUUACUCAAGACUUAGGUCAGAUGCUUGGUAAUUUAUUUAUUAAUAGGUAAAGAUGUCAGUUUUAUUUUCUUUGGUUAGACUUCUUCAUACUCGUUGAUGGCUUUAUUUGAGAAUGAAGCUAUGAAAUGGGAAUGGGAGUGACAUGGUGAGCAAGAAGCACCAAUUAUAAUUUCUGUUCUGUAGUUUUGACGUUAUAUAAAGAUUUCAUGAGGAUUCUUUGAUUUUCAUAGGAAAGUAAAACAAGAUGCUUAUUAAGUAAUUCAUUAUGGAUGAGAGUAAGUGCAUGUGGCAAGGUCUUGUAGCUAGUACAUGUACUGCUAUGAGAUCUGCUAAUUUUUGUUUUGCAUUUUCCGUAAAAUCCUGUUUUAUUAUGCCAUCAGAAUUAACUUUGUAUUAUUUAACUUCUUUAUAGUUAUAUUAUGGCAACCUACUUUUCAAAUAAAAAAAUUUUCUUU